This is a messenger RNA of Adelges cooleyi (spruce gall adelgid), 3695 nucleotides long. RefSeq names its product mucin-5AC-like. The transcript has 4 exons. Bases 438 to 2777 code for a protein of 779 amino acids. The record is from RefSeq and is a predicted model, not a curated record. NCBI's taxonomy places the organism in Eukaryota, Metazoa, Arthropoda, Insecta, Hemiptera, Adelgidae.
UGCAUUUGUGUGAACCGGCAAGCGGCACCGUCUCUCCGUCACUGUUAUACACGCCGGAGACCGACCAAUAAACCCACAUUCGUUUUCGUUCGUUCGACUCGUCGCCACCGUUCUUGGCCGUGUGCUCGUAUAUUAUAUCUUAUACCGACACACGCUAUUGAGGUGUACAAUAUAUCAUUGCUUUAGACCAUCAGUCCGGCGUAUCAGCUCACCGGCAACCGCGUCUACCAGUUUAUCCGCGACCGCGUCCUGGAUCGUCCGGGAACACCGAGUGACUUACCCGGUUAACUGUUAAUCGUUUACGGUUUUUUUUUUUUUUUUUUAACAACCGUUGAAUUCAAAAAGCUAGCUACACCGGUAUCGCCUUGUAUUCGGGAGCUCCCGCGCAAAAAUCGUUCCAGUUUAUUUCCAGUGUAAAUGGGUUUAUCAACAAAACAAUGAGCUCAAGGAUUUCUACUCGUUGGAUUUCUUUUAAUAUCCUCUUGGGGAUUAUUUCAUUCGUUAAUGGUGAACACUUCUUUUUACCAAAGGAAAACAAUGGGUACUCAAACAAUUUGGAUGACGAUUGGGUGCCCAUAUCUGGGAUUGACAAACGAUCGACAAAAUUCAGCCACACUUACACGCCGGUCAUUCACAUAACACCUCCGGUCCGAUUUCACAACCGGCCGAUCAACCAACAACCGGCGGCAGCGGCUUCCAACAAAGUGGAAGUAUUCGCCCAGCCGCCGCCUUCCAUACUGGGCUCGUUCAGCGAAUUCGGGCACGCCACAAUCGAAGCGCGGGAACCGGCCCACACGUUGAACUUCAGACCGAGUUAUAACUUUGACAGGCACUACGAGGAGAUCAACGAUCGGCGGUAUCAACAAAACGAUUACCAGGAACCCGCGGAAGAACAAAAGCCACUAUCGAUCGUCGGGUUCAACGCGCAGCAGCGUCACCCGCAAACAUAUCACAGGACACACACGCCACAAUCCGGCCAGUACUUCCAGUACCAGACCAACCACAAAAGUCCAGCGUACAGCAAAGAACAGCAAACCGUCCAGGAACCGUACAAGAGACCGACCCAAUACUACGCGCCUAACGAUCACGGUGUUUAUUCGCGACCGGUCGGUAACAAACAGGCGCACGUCGAACAGCGGCCCAAACCGCCGACGUACCUGACCAAUACUGACGCGGCCGUUCAACCGCAGCAGUUCAAAUCGACCACCGAAGGCAAUCCGUACUUCCAAAAAUAUCCCGGUCACGUGGACGGCCAAAAGCUGUUCCCUCAGAUAUCGAAUUUCGCCAGACCAUUCGAACAGCCCAUCGACCACAACGUGUACAUCAAACCUAAUCAGCUCGUACACAAUUUUAACGUGGGCUCCGAAGUGAGGUUCGGACAGGACCUCGGCGUGACCAAGCCCACCGCGCCGUCACUCGACCUGUCGUCGGCGUUCGCGCAUCCUUCUACCAGACCUUUCAGCAGGUUCCCCACGGCGCCGUCUAACAAUCCUGAACUGUUCCGCAUUUUCCCCGUUAAGGAAGUAAACGCGUUGCCGGCAUUCCUGCCCACGCCUUACACUACCGACAACGGUGAAGUGCAACGGCCCGCCAUCGCAAGUUCGUCGUACUAUAACAAAGACAUCAGCGCCGGUUCCGAAGAAUACGUAGGUGGCGAACAAGACGAGAACGAGUCCGGCGAACAAUACGGAUUCGUCAAGAGUCCCGUACCGACGACCACAACCACAACUACACAAGCGCCACCGCGACCACAGCGCAGGAGAAAACCGGCCAAAACUACAACCACGGAAGCUCCGGAAGACGAAGAAUAUGCUGUACCGCUGCAACAGGAAGAAGAGCCGACCACUCCGCAUUACGUGUUUGAAUCGGCGCCAAUUAAGUACAAGAAAAAGAAACCGUUACCGUCUUCGGUGUAUUCGUACAGGCCCAGAGAACCCGCAGAACAGUCGGAAGACAGUGGGUAUGCAGUCGAACAACAGAUCACGCAAGCGCCAACGACAACGACCACAACGACGACGACCACUACAACCACACCACAACCGAUCACCACUGCCGCUGCCGAGACCGAAUCGUUGGCCCUCAAGGUGAGGACCAAACCUAAGUACGGAAACGGAACACGACCCAGGUUCAGCAUAAAAGAUUAUAAAACCACGCCAUCGACGACGACCACCGAAAGAUCGGCUCCACAACCGUCGCCGAUUCGCCGGACGACAACGACAACGACCACAAGUACUACGCAAGAACCGGAAGCGGUUGAACAGACGACCGUCAGAAAAACGUACAAACCGCGUACCCGACCGAAUCGAUUCAAAUUGUCGACCACCACCACCGAAGAACCGCAAAACGAACCGGAGGCGACCACUGAACGGCGGACGGUGUACCGGUCCAAGUACAAGCCGGGCAAGUACAGCUACAACCGGAUGAGGACUAGUACCGAGGCGGCCACUGAGGCCGCGGCUGUCGAAGAACAACAGCCGGCCGAGACGUCCCGGCCAGCCGCCGUGUACUCGGCCAAACGGCGGACACUGCCCAAACAUCAGACGCCGGAGACCGAGGGUAACAUUUUACGCCGAAGCUCCGUGCCACCCAACGAGAAAGUCGCGGAAGUCAUGGAGACCGCGUCGUCUGAAGACGUGGAUUACAUAGUGACCAGCACCGCCAGCACGUCUGGACCGUCCAACCACAAGUAUCAUUCGUUUGCGCCGGAACGACCGCUCUUACCGAUCGAAGCAUUCUUCCAGUCUUCGUUAACCGGCAAACGACAUGUCCUAAGAUGACCGGUCACACAAUUCUAGCUAAAAAAUCAUGCUCAAUACUAACAAAUUAGUCUUAACGUUUAUUGGUCAGAAAUGUAGUUAUUCUUAUUUCCUUAAAGCGAUUUAUAUUAAUAUCAAAUAUGAUACCCCCGGAAAUCUGAUUUUAAUAAGAAAUAUUUUGUCACAUAAAUCGAUUUGUAAUAUUCGUUAUAAUAAUAUGAUAAAAUGUUUCUUAAAUUAUCUAGUGCUAAUCUGAUUAGAUAAUUUAACGAUUUGAUUUUUUUAUUCUACGAGAGGAAUAUUCGGUUUCAAAUUUGAUUUUUCAAUCUAAAUAAUACUACACCAGAAAAUAUGUUCUUGUGUUAUAUUAUUGUAAACAGUAAUUUUGUUAUUUUUUUUUAGAAAUGUAAAUAAAAUAUUAUUUACAAAUAAUACUUAGUUUGUAACUUUUUAUAUAUAUAUUUUUUUGUAUUUAUAUACUUACACUAUUUAUUUAAAUAAUACAAAUAAUUGAAACUUAUUAACCAUUUUCAUUUGUACGGAUUACAGACAUAUCAUUUUUUUAUACACCACAACAAUAUAGAUACUGUACAUAUAGCUGCUGUUAUGGUAAUUUUUUAAAAAUACUUUAUAGCUUUUCAAUAAGUUGAUAUCGUACAAAAAUAGGUAUCUUUCGUUUGUGUGAUUUCCGUUUCCUUAUACUCAGCUAGGCACUACUAUCAAAAAUGUUUAUACUUAAAAUUAUGUUGUUUAAUCUAUUAUAAUUUUUAAACCCCAUAUCGUACAUUGUAUAGUAUAAUAUUAUUUAAAAAAGAUUUGUCACGUUAGAUGAUAAUUAAUAUUUUGUAUUUCAAUAGACUUAUAACAGACAAUAACGUCCUAACCUACUUUAGAAAAUAAGCUAAUUUAUUAUGUAAACCAUAAUAUCUUACAAAAUAA